Sclerotinia trifoliorum is the source of this 1692-nucleotide messenger RNA. NCBI's taxonomy places the organism in Eukaryota, Fungi, Ascomycota, Leotiomycetes, Helotiales, Sclerotiniaceae. The record is from the annotation of a GenBank genome assembly.
UUCCUCAAGUCGAGCAAACAUCAAAGUUGAUGAUACAUAUGGCGGUAGUUGAGUUACAAGCAAACUAUAUCAUCCCAUCAAUCUGCCAAUAACUUCAAAUGAUCUUGGCGGAGCCUUAUUUACGGUGGCUUGCUACCAUUAUGUUUGUUUGCUCCAACUGAUUCGGUCGGACGAUGCACUCUAGUAAUUUUUGACUGCCCAAAGCGCAGCUAUCUACAUAUCUUCCAAAAAUGGCAUCAUUAUCAGCCUACUUCUGCAUAUACGAAACAUUCUAUCGUGUUUUGAUUGCUGAUCGAGUGCACCAGUACUCAUCCAUGAGGACCUUAACAUAGGUACCACCAUCAAUCCGCCUCAUUUCUCGUCCGCGCAAUCAAGCGACGUAUUUCCUGUGCGUCUUCUAAUGUUUGCGUAGCACGAUAAGGCAGAUCCUUCCAAUGCUACAGCUGGGAGUUAUCAAAGUGAGCCAAUGAUAUCGAGCCGCUUUAACAUCUUUGUGUUUCGCACGUCUUGAGGUUGUACGCGUGUGACUUGGUACCGAAAGCGAUUGUGGUAGUUUGUGUGACAUCUGAGAUCAAAGUCUGGUUAUAUUAAGCUUUUGAAUACCUGCUCCCAGGUCAUUCCCACAGCUCAUUACUUCCAAAUGAAUUGUUUCUUUUGAAUCCAAAACCAAACACCAUUUAUCACGCCCAUUAUUGCACGCCAUUUCAUUUCGUUUUUUUACGCUCAUCUUUAGAGAAUAUAAUUUACAGAAUCAAGCCAACGCCGAGUUUAAAAAAUGGCUCCGUAUCAUGGAAUAAUCACGGCGGGGUUACGAAACAAUCGGCGCUACGCCCCGAAUCAGCUACCAAUUCCGCCCUUACAUUAUAAGAGUCCUGUCAAGCAUCUCGAAAGAGUUUCACCGCCUGUGGUUCUUAGCUUCCCAAAGGGACAUGAUGUCCCAAUGCGGUCAACCGAACUUGCACGCAACCUACCUGGAAUCCACCAUCAAGCUCGUGAAAGAGGCAACCCAAGAGUCGAUUUUAUGGAAAUAUUUGGGGACACAUUCGAACAUUACGAUGAUCCUGAUAAGCUUUCAGAGGCGGGGCGAUGGAUUUGUGCGGUCAUAAACAGUUCGGAACAAAUGCAAUAUUGUUCAGAUCCGUUCGGUAAUCGAAUUACUGAUAUGAAAAACCCUCUGUGUUCGCGCAUAGAUGAUGUGCUAUUUUAUGGGUCGAUUGGGAACCGGCAAUUGGAAAAUCAUGCCGCGCAACAGAUCUUGCAUCUGCUUCAGGCAAUAAGUGAUAUCUUGCUAGAAGAUCGGAGACUUGGUGUCUAUGAUGGAUUUCUAUUUUAUGAAUUUAUUCACACAGCAAUUCGCCUGGCGCCCAUAAUCUCAUACGUUUUGGGAGGCGCCGGAGUAUUGAUCUUGCUACGGGCAGUCGUACUAAUGUGUGGGCAUGAUAUCGAAAUCAUCAAAGAACUAAUUCAGACAAUUCCGUACCGUGAUCAGCAAAGUCUACUGAUGCAUGCUCAAAAUUACUGGGACGUAGAGAAUAAGGAAUUGGGGAGGCUCGUUAUUCUGAUAUUUGCUGGAAAGAUUUAAGGCGUUCUGCAUGUCCACUAACCUUCCUAUCACAAUCUAGACUUCAUAGCCACGUUUCUUGCAACUUUUAGUACUGACUCGUCGUGAACAAUCGUUACAAGGAAGUCGAA